This is a messenger RNA of Electrophorus electricus (electric eel), 1576 nucleotides long. RefSeq names its product homeobox B1a (gene hoxb1a). The record is from RefSeq and is a predicted model, not a curated record. Gene Ontology annotation, biological process: regulation of transcription by RNA polymerase II. Lineage: Eukaryota; Metazoa; Chordata; Actinopteri; Gymnotiformes; Gymnotidae. Gene Ontology annotation, cellular component: nucleus. Gene Ontology annotation, molecular function: DNA-binding transcription factor activity, RNA polymerase II-specific; RNA polymerase II cis-regulatory region sequence-specific DNA binding.
AUGGACAAUUCCAGAAUGAACUCUUUUUUGGAGUACACAAUUUGUAAUCGGGGAACGAACACAUACUCGCCUAAGUCUGGAUACCAUCAUUUGGAUCAGGCUUUCUCGGGCCCCUUCCAGUCCGGUCAAGCAAGUGACAGCUAUAACGGUGAUGGACGACUUUACGUAGGUGGGAGUGCAUCGCCGGCGACGGCACAACAUCAGCACCAGAGCGGAGGCUAUGCGCAUCACCAACACCAAACGCAUCAUAGUGGCAUGGGCCUUUCUUACGGUGGCACCGGAACCACGGGCUAUGGAACGCAGGCCACUGCCAACCCGGACUAUGCUCAUCACCAAUAUUUUAUGAACCAUGAUCAAGAUGGAAUGUAUUAUCAAUCUGCUGGCUUUGGUACGCCAAAUGUGGGGCCUAAUUAUGGUUCCAUGGCCGGUGCGUACUGUGGAGCGCAAAGUGCAGUUCCGGCGGCGCCAUAUCAACAUCACGGUUGCGAGGGCCAGGACCACCAGCGACUCUACACGCAGGGCACAUACGCCGACCUAUCAUCCUGCCAAGAGAAGGAGACUGGCUCUGAUCAAAUCCCAGGGAAGACCUUCGACUGGAUGAAAGUCAAAAGGAACCCUCCUAAAACAGCAAAAGUGGCCGAGUUCGGCCUGGGUCCACAAAACACAAUACGUACAAACUUCACCACUAAACAGCUUACUGAGCUCGAAAAGGAGUUUCACUUCAGCAAAUACCUUACACGAGCACGGCGGGUAGAAAUUGCCGCCACGCUGGAACUGAACGAGACACAAGUGAAGAUUUGGUUCCAGAACCGCCGAAUGAAACAGAAGAAGCGUGAAAAAGAGGGACUCGCGCCUGCCUCCAGCACCACAUUUAAAGACUCUGAGGAGAAUUCGGAUCAUUCCACAUCAACUUCCCCAGGAGCGUCCCCAAGCCCUGAGCCUUGACGAAUUAAACAAUUAGAAAUAAAGGCACUAAAUCAAUUAAUUUUAAUUUAAAAUAAUUUUCAAUGAGCAUUUCAAAAUGUGUCCAAGCAUACCUUUUCUGUAAUGCAAUAAUGGUACUUGUAUGUUUUAUAAAGUUAAGCUGUGGGAAAGUUAAUCGGCUAUUCUACAGCAAGGACCGUUGCAUAAAUAUUUAGAUCAUUUUUGAGGUAAACUUGCAAUACCGCUUCUCCAAUGCAGAAUGCUAAUAAAGUAAUUCAGGGUUUCUUACAUGGAUGCCUAUAUUGGCAAUGCACUUUUAGAAUGUUUACCAAUCUAUAAAUGGACCUUUCAGAUGCAGGGAGCCUCUUAGGCAAAUUGAUUAAUUUUGCAGUGCUAAUAUAAUGUUAUGCUAUUUAGAUGUAAGUUUGAGAAUUGUUUGAGAAAAGUAGGCCAGCUAUGUCAUAAUGGGUAAUCUCACCGUUUGCACUAUGCGGUUACAGGGUCGGCCUUCAUGCCUGCAGUACAACUCGUAUUAGUAAUGUAGUCUGUGAAUGAUUUCCCCUCCAAGUUGUUCUUCUAACGUUUCAGUGUUUAAUUUGCAAUGUUAUUCAGAAAGUAAAGUGUCAUGUAGCAACGAUUAAGGAUUUUUUAA